Eimeria necatrix is the source of this 596-nucleotide messenger RNA. RefSeq names its product isy1-like splicing family domain-containing protein, putative. Lineage: Eukaryota; Apicomplexa; Conoidasida; Eucoccidiorida; Eimeriidae. Gene Ontology annotation, biological process: mRNA 3'-splice site recognition; generation of catalytic spliceosome for second transesterification step. The transcript has 4 exons. The annotation marks the transcript as partial. The record is from RefSeq and is a predicted model, not a curated record. Gene Ontology annotation, cellular component: post-spliceosomal complex; post-mRNA release spliceosomal complex; catalytic step 2 spliceosome.
AUGAGAGUCAAGAGGCGCUGGGAGUACAAGAUCAAGGAGCUAGGGGGCCCUGACUAUUCGACAGCUUCAGAUGCAUUGUCUCUCAGUGGCAUUGCAGCAGCAGGAGGAGACUAUUAUUACUUUGGUGCUGCUAAGGACCUGCCGGGCGUGCGAGAGCUGUUUGCUGCUAAAGCUGAAGAAGUGAAUGAGCCCCGCAAAAGCCGCGCCCAAUUAUUUCGCCGAAUUACCCCCGACUACUUUGGCUGGAGAGACGAGGAAAAUGAGGACCUGCUGCUGGCGGAGCAGCAGCAGGAGCAGCUGUGGCAGCAGCAGCAGCAGGAAGAGUUGAGGCGUCAGCAGCAGCUGCUGGAGAGCGUGGGAGCAGCAGCAGCAGCAGACGUUGCUGCAGGGAUGGCUGCUGCUGCUGCUGCUGCUGCAGCGCGAGACAAAGAGGCAGCCAAACGCAAGCAAGACAGCCAGGUACACACAAUGCCGCAGCAGCAGCAGCAGCUGCUGCAGCAGCAGCAGCUGCUGCAGCAGCAGCAGCUGCUGCAGCAGCAACACAAAGCCGCAGCAGCAGCAGCUGCUGCAGCAGCAGCAGCUGCAGCAGCAGCAGC